AUGUUAAACUGCACCGCGUUUUCGGGCACUGACCACCUCAACCAUACCCACUCAGACGUCGAGCGAAGUGGCGAUAGCAGACAAGGCUCGACUGUCGAAGCAGUUGGACCAUCUCGAGCGGAUGCUGGGCAGCGUGUCUCACGAACGCGACGAUGCCAUCCGGUGGAUGGCACGGGCGCGCCGACGCCUCGAAGACCAGGAGGCGGUACAGAAGCAGCUCGAGAACACGGCCGCCGUCCGCCAAGACAGAAUCAAGGUGAGUCAACUUCUCGGCCUCCGAAUCUCAAUCCGGUUUCCGGUUUCGGUUUCCAGUUUCACAUUUCCGGUCUCUUUUGUUCCUACGGGACUCUCGCAGCCCAAUUUCACCGACUUCCUUCGACACUCUACCCCAGUCGGGACUCGAGCUCUCUCUUCUGUAGUUAG
Protopolystoma xenopodis is the source of this 423-nucleotide messenger RNA. The record is from the annotation of a GenBank genome assembly. NCBI's taxonomy places the organism in Eukaryota, Metazoa, Platyhelminthes, Monogenea, Polystomatidea, Polystomatidae.